Messenger RNA from Tachysurus fulvidraco (yellow catfish), 1999 nucleotides. RefSeq names its product protein CROWDED NUCLEI 4-like. The record is from RefSeq and is a predicted model, not a curated record. Lineage: Eukaryota; Metazoa; Chordata; Actinopteri; Siluriformes; Bagridae. The transcript is spliced from 14 exons. The coding region runs from base 133 to 1677 and encodes 514 amino acids.
GGCUCUUUCCGGAUAAGAUUCCGGAUAAGAGCCUGCGUUAGCAGUGAAUGUGAAAGUACAACAGUUCAGCUUGUUGUGUGCGAGUUCUUCUAAAGCAGCAGAUAAAGAAUCUGAACCUAAAGAAAGAUAAAGAUGGCAACUGGGAAAGGUCCUUUCUCAUUGUUGAGGCCUGGGAAGUCUGGGACUUCUGGGAAGUCUAAAGAAUCAGGGGGUGCAUCUGCAUUAAGAACUGAAAAGUCAAAUUUAAAGUUUAAGCUGAUUUUAUCUGGAAAAACACUGAAUUCCCACAAGGACUUCAUAACUCGUCUUAACCAACGAGUUCACCUGAAGGAGGUGAAUACAGAGGAUGAGUGUGAUUUCAUUCUGGUUUUCUGUCCGAUUGUGUCACGAGCUGGAACUGACAUUGAAGCAGCAAUGAAAAGUGUACACCAUAUUUCAGACACCAAACCUGUAGUCCUGGUGGUGCUCCAUCACACAUUUAAUACAGAAUGUGUUGUUCCAGACAGCAUCAAAUGUGUAAACAGAAAGAAUAUGAUCGCAGUCGACUGUCUGUUCCAUGAAGAUACAGGAUUACUGCAGUGUCUGAAGAAUAAUGACUCACUGGACAAAACUUCACAAUAUCUGAAGGAAUAUAUAAACUGUAAAAACAUGAAAAGGCAAAAGGAAGGUGAAAGGUCAGAGGAAAGCGAAAAUUCUCAUCCUGAGAGAAAUGAAAUGAAACUGAACCCAGAACACAUCGACACUGACAAUGUGGAGGACAUGGAGCAAAGAAAUGAGACAAAUAAAGAACCUCUGACAGAAAAUACACAAACACUUCAGAAGAAGGACAAGACACUGGAAGAGAAGGAGAAACUCAGUGAAGUAAGAGAAGAAUUGAGAAAAUCAAAUAUGACAUUAGAUAGUAAUCAGACACAAUUGAAGGACAAAAAGAAACAACUGGGGAGUGCGGUGAAAGAGCUGGAAACCAGUACAAAUAAACCGGACACACUGGGACAGGAGCUGCAGGACAAGCAGAGACAACUACAGGACACGACUGAGGUGGAGCAACAGAAAUCUGAGUUAGCAGAAAAAAACCAACAGCUCGAAGAAAAAGACAGACUUCCAACUGAGAGAGAGACACAGCUAAGGGGAAGAGACAAAGAGUUUCAGGAGAAAGACAGACUUCCAGCUGAAACUAGACAAAAACUAAAGAUGAAGGAUGAGACCCGGGAACAGAAGGACACACAUUUUUGUCAGAAAAAGAAAACAGUUAAAUGCUAUGAAGUCAUUCCUCCAAAGGUACAAGCACCUUGUGAACAGUUCACAAAAAAACUUAAGAAAAUAAGAAAAUCUAUGAAGAUGACUCCAAUGGAGGAGUGUAAAGCAGUUCUAUAUUAUGUCCCCAUUGUUUCACGAGCUGGAACUGAUAUCGAGGCUGCACUGCAAAAACUUAACAGCUUUGGAGACAAAUACAUCGCACUAGUGGUGCUCCAUCACACAUUUGAUCGAGAGCUCAUUACACCAGACAGCAGCAGAACUGUGACCAGAGACAAAACUAUCAUUGUUGACUGUCUGUUCAGUGAGGACGACGGACUGUUCUCGUGCUGCAAGAAUGACGAAGCGAUAAAAAAGGUUGCAGAUUGGAUUAAGUCUGUGAAACAUGACAAACAGAACCCUAAGAAAAAAAAAAAAAAGUGAAGCCAGUGAGGAAAACAAAGCAAUAACAACCGGACAGAAGAAAAAUGAGCUAAAGGAAGGGUGGCUCUUACAACAGAAUAGUACAUACUGAAUUACUUAAAUGUCUGGGCUUUAUGUGUGCUUAUACUUUUCCUAAAACUGGCUGUUCAAAAGAUUUAUUUGGCUUUUCAAAUAUUUUUUUUUUUAAUUAAUAUACAAAUGUUUAUGCUACACCAGAAAAAACAGUACUAAUAAGUACUAAUACAUGUGAAUUAAAUGCUAAUAGAAUAAACUGUGUUUCAUUUCUGAUUAACAAAAUGAAUAAAAACUGAAAUGAACAUCA